AUGACUGACCAGAUCGUCCAUCCAGAUUCGUUUGCAUUUAUCGGUCUGGGUGCGAUGGGCUACCCCAUGGCCCUAAACCUCCGAAAAUUACUUCCUCCGUCCAAGCCCUUCUACAUCUACGACAUCCAACCUUCAGUCAUGGACCGUUUUGCCCUCGAAACCUCUACCUUCGGCGGCGCCACAUUCGCCACCUCACCUGCAGACGCAGCCUCCCACGCUUCCUUCGUCCUCUCUAUCGUCCCCGAGGGCAAACACGUCGAACAAGUCUACCUUUCCCCCUCCACCGGGAUCGUCCCAUUACUCACCUCUUCCGACCUCGCCGACAAGAUAUUCGUCGAAUGUUCAACGAUCGAUGUCGCGACGUGUCGGAGAGUUGCGGAUAGGGUGAAGCAGAAAUGUGAAAGUGCGGCGUUUUAUGACGCGCCGGUUAGUGGAGGGACGAGGGGAGCGCAAAAGGGCGAAAUCACGUUUAUGAUUGGGGGGAGGGAGGAAGAUGAGAAAAUGGGGGUUGUCAAGGAGGUAUUAGGGAGGAUGGGAAAGAAUUUGUUUGCGUGUGGAGGGUUGGGGAUGGGACUGACUUGUAAAUUGUCAAACAACUACGUCUCUGGUCUCAUUGCGAUAGCUCUGUCAGAGGGAAUGAAUAUAGGCAUGAGCCACGGCGUCGACCCAAAGGUCCUCUCUUCUAUAUUUGCUGUCAGCACCGCCGGGAGCUGGCUGAACCACUCGCCACAGCCCGUUCCCGGAGUUUGUCCCGACGCACCACCUUCGAACGACUAUAAAGGAGGCUUCAAAGUGCAGCUCAUGCGAAAAGACUUUAACCUCGCCGUCGAAGCUGCGAAUGAGACUGGUGUAAAACUCGCCUUGGGAGAAGCUGGUCUAGAGGUAUAUACAGGCGCUGCCAAUGACCCGAGAUGUGUAGAUCGCGAUUCGAGGGUUGUAUAUAGAUAUCUCGGUGGGAAUGAAUGA
Molecule: messenger RNA, 966 nt
Organism: Stereum hirsutum FP-91666 SS1
Lineage: Eukaryota; Fungi; Basidiomycota; Agaricomycetes; Russulales; Stereaceae
Exons: 5
Coding region: 1-966 (321 amino acids)
Biological process (GO): L-valine catabolic process
Cellular component (GO): mitochondrion
Molecular function (GO): 3-hydroxyisobutyrate dehydrogenase activity; NADP binding; NAD binding
Source: RefSeq, a predicted model, not a curated record